CCAAGGGCCCCGCGCUCCGCCCUUCGCAGCGGCGCAGCAACAACAUGGAAGCUCCUAGUUACAGUCAGCUGUGACUGAGAACAGCGGUGCGGCAACAGCGUGGAAGCCCCUAUAGCCUUUACCGGAGUCAUCUGUGACUGAGACCACCAGCAACAACAUGGUAGCUUCAAUGUGCUGGAGUCAGCUGUGAGUGAGACCAGCGGUGCGGUGGGAGGCACAUGAUUCAGCAUCCUCGCAUUGCCCACCAACCGAGCAAGGUGACAGUGGCUUCUGACGACUACGCGUGAUGACAGACGCUGAAUCAUGGGUAAUGUAGAGAGCCAGAAUGGCGACCAGGCCUUCUACGGCGGCGGCCCGGGCCAGCUGUCCCGGAAGCACAUGUCCCGUUCCCUGAGGCUCUCCGGGAAGCAGUCACGGCGUUCCCGGCAGCCGUCCUCCGGGAAGCUGGAGCACCGGAACUCGGAGACGAGCACGCGCUCGAGCAGCACUCCCAGCAUCCCGCAGUCCCUGGCCGAGAGCGGGCUGGAGCCCUUCAACGAGGGCGGGCCGCUCCUGCCCCACUUCGGCAGCCCCAUCUGGGUGGACCGCGUGGCCAUGAACCUGCGGCCCGUGUCCUUCCACCCCGAGCUGGCGGCGGGGCGCGGGACGGGGCGGGGCGGCCCGGAGCGGGACGGGGGGGGCGUGUACCUGCAGAGGACCAGCGACGGGGCCCGCGACUCCUCCAGCUUUAAGAAGAAGCGCUCCAAGUCCGCAGACAUGUGGAGGGAGGACAGCCUGGAGUUCUCCCUGUCCGACCUGAGCCAGGACCAGCUCACCAGCACCGAGGAGAUCGCCCAGGAGAGGGACUACUGCAGGGGUCUGCUCCCAGCCAGCCCCGAGGGCCUGGGGCCCCUGGACCCGGGGGACAGGGCCAACUCCAUGGACCAGCUCUACGACCCCAAGACCCCCCCUCGCCGCCCGUCACACCCCCACCACCGCUUCGCCAAGUUCUCCCCCCGCGAGGGAGGUGGGGGCCGGGGCCGGGGCCGGGGGGGCCCGCACACGGGGCUCCAGGGCCUGGACGAUAAGGGCGCCGCCGAGGAUGAUGGGAACGCGUACGGAGCGUACACCCUGCCCUGCCGCCGCUCACACUGCCUGUCUGAGGGCCCGUCUGUCCAGCAGGGGGUGCUGUGUGCCAGCAUGCACGGCCGCAGGGCUCAGACCACGCAGGAUGUCACGGCGGGGGAGGGCAGUGAGUUCGGCGACAGUGGCAUCGACGGGGUGACGCUGGAGGCGGAGCCUGACUGGCGGCGGUAUAAGACGGCGUCGCCCUCGGGGGGCGGGGCCUCGGCACGCGGGCAGGGCGUGUACGAGAACUUCCGCCAGGAGCUGGAGAUGAGCUCCUGUUGCCCCAGCGACGCCCAGGAGGAGGCGGGGUCGGACGAGCACAGCACCGGCACUGUCAGCUCGGCCGGCCAAUCAGAUGCGCUGCUGGGCGUCACCCAGGGAACCGUGCGCAAGGCGGGCGCCCUCGCCGUGAAGAACUUCCUGGUUCACAAGAAGAGCAGGAAGGUGGAGCUGGCCGCCCGCCGCAAGUGGAAGCACUACUGGGUCUCCCUCAAAGGGUGCACCCUGUUCUUCUACGAGACAGAUGGGCGGUCUGGGAUCGACCACACCAGCGUCCCGAAACACGCAGUCUGGGUGGAGAACAGCAUCGUGCAGGCCGUCCCAGAACACCCCAAAAAGGACUUUGUGUUCUGCCUCAGCAACUCCCUGGGAGAUGCCUUCUUGUUCCAGACCUCCAGCCAGACGGAGCUGGAGAACUGGAUCACGGCGAUCCACUCGGCCUGCGCGGCCGCCGUCGCCCGGCAACACCACCGCGAGGACACGCUCAGGCUGCUCCGGGCCGAGCUCAGGAAGCUGGAGCAGAAGAUCGACAUGGACGAGAAGAUGAAGAAGAUGGGCGAGAUGCAGCUGUCCGCCGUCACCGACGCCAAGAAGAGGAAGACCAUCCUGGAGCAGAUCUUCCUGUGGGAACAGAACCUGGAGCAGUUCCACAUGGACCUGUUUCGGUUCCGCUGUUACCUGGCCAGCCUGCAGGGCGGCGAGCUGCCCAACCCCAAACGCCUGCUGGCCUUUGCCUCGCGCCCCUCCAAGCUGGCAAUGGGGCGGCUGGGCAUCUUCUCCGUGUCCUCCUUCCACGCGCUGGUUGCAGCUCGUACGGAGAGCGGAGUGAGGAGGCGCACACAGGCCAUGUCCCGCUCCUCCAGCAAGCGCAAGAGCCGCUUCUCCUCCCUCUGGGGUCUGGACACCACCUCCAAGAAGAAGACCAAGGGCCGGCCCAGCAUUAACCAGGUGUUCAUCGACGGAGAAGAGCCUGUGAAGAAGAGCCCGGACGGCAUGCUGGAGAACGCUGCCAGGGAGAGCGCGAAGGAGAAGGAGGGUACCCUGAAAAGCAUUCCCCAGCACAACGCAGACAGCGACAUUUGGGUUCCUGAGCACCUCACGCCUUCGUGGGUCUGCUUGCCGAACGACCAGCCCGUGCUGGCCACCAUCCAGCCCGGAGAGUCGGCCCUCGACACCCUGGAGACCGUCUGCAAGGCUCAUCACCUGGACCUCGCCAAGCAUUACCUGCGUCUGAAGUUUUUCAUCGACAACCAAGUGCAGUUCUACGUGCCCAAACCGGAAGAGGACCUGUGUGAUUUGCUCUACAAAGAGAUCGAGAUUUGCUCCAAGGUGACUAAGCUGGUUCGGUUUGACCGUGAUGAAUCCUGCUCGAUUGGUUACGGUUUCUCCAUCUCAGUGUUGGAGGAGGAUGGUGUGCAGCAGCUCUAUAUCACAGAAGUGAAGGCGGGGGGACUAGCCUUCGCUAAAGGGCUGAACGCGGGAGACGAGAUUCUCCAGCUGAACGGGAAGGAGGGGAGCACACUGAACUUCUCCGACAUGAAGGUGGCGUUUUCCCAGAAUUCCCUGGGCCUGACUGUCAGCACCCUGCCCCCCAUGGACCGCCACCAGCUCUGUUACCUGCCCCCCCGCCGCUCCCACGGUGAAGACGAGCUCUACACCGACAUCUUCUCCCAGAGCCAGGAGGACAUCCUGGACGAUGGGCCAGGCCUCUGUCUGCUGAGCCCUGGGGACAGUCUGGAUGAAGAGUACGACAUCUUCGAUGAAAUCGAAGACAACGUGAAGCGCAGUAAGAGCUCCUCAGAGUCCAUCUACGACAUGCUGCACCUGAGUACGGAGCAGGUGGCUGCGUUCUGCCGGAGCCUCCAUGACAUGGACCCGUCGGAGUGCGCCCCCUGCAGCCCGGAGUCUCCCCAGCCCCCCGCAGCCACCCCUCGCCAGCUCUCCGACGCCGACAAGCUCCGCAAGGUCAUCUGCGAGCUGGUGGAGACGGAGAGGACCUACGUCAAAGACCUUAACUGCCUGAUCGAGAGGUACUUGACUCCGCUGCAGAAAGAAAGCUUCCUCACACAGGAUGAGCUGGACGUGCUCUUCGGGAAUCUGGCCGAAAUGGUGGAGUUCCAGGUGGAAUUUCUCAAGACUCUGGAAGACGGGACCAGACUGGUUCCAGAUCUGGAACGGCUUGAGAGGGUGGAUCAGUUUAAGAAAGUGCUCUUCUCGCUGGGCGGGUCGUUCCUGUACUACGCCGACCGCUUCAAGAUCUACAGCGCCUUCUGCGCCGGACACACCAAGGUCCCCAAGGUCCUCGUCAAAGCGAAGACGGAUCCCGAUUUCAAGGCCUUCCUGGAUGCCCGGAACCCCAGACAGCAGCACUCCUCCACACUGGAGUCCUAUCUGAUCAAGCCCAUCCAGAGAGUGCUGAAGUACCCCCUCCUUCUGAAGGAGCUGUACUCCCUCACUGACCCCGACAGCGAGGAACACUACCACCUGGACGUUGCGGUGAAAGCCAUGAACAAGGUGGCGAGCCACAUCAACGAGAUGCAGAAGAUCCAUGAGGAGUAUGGCGCUGUGUUCGACCAGCUCAUCGCCGAGCAGACCAGCGACAAGAAAGAGGUGGCUGACCUGUCGAUGGGGGACUUGCUGUUGCACACGACUGUCACAUGGAUCAACCCUCCUGCAUCCCUGGGGAAAUGGAAGAAAGAUCCGGAACUGGUGGCAUUCGUCUUCAGAACAGCCGUGGUGUUCGUGUACAAAGACUGCUCCAAGCAGAAGAAGAAAAUAGGCGGGUCUCAUCGAGCGUCGGUCUCCGACGAGAAGGACCCAUUCCGCUUCCGUCACAUGAUCUCCACCGACGCCCUCCAAGUGCGAUCCCUGGCCAGCGCUGACGGAGAGGGAAAUGCGGUGUGCGAGAUCGUUCACGUGAAGUCCGAGUCAGAGGGAAGGCCAGAGAGAACAUUCCACCUUUGCUGCAGUUCUCCGGAGAGUAAAAAAGACUUUCUGAAGACGGUGCACUCUAUCCUGCGGGACAAGCAGCGCAGGCAGCUCCUGAAGACAGAGAGUCUGCCCCCCAGCCAGCAGUACGUCCCGUUCGGCGGGAAGCGCCUCUGCGCCCUGAAGGGGGCUCGACCAACCAUGAACCGCGCAGUGUCUGCCCCGGCCCGGACCCUGGGGCGGCGGAAGCUAGUGCGGAACCGCUUCACCAUCGACACGGACAUCGUGUUCGACAGCGACCCGACGGAGCGCCCGCCCUCUUCCCAGCAGCCUCUGGGAGGAGACACGGACCGCUGGGUGGAGGAGCAGUUCGACCUGGAGCGCUACGAGGACCAGGAGCCCGCCGACGUCAAGGAGACUGACAUCCUCAGCGACGAGGACGAGGAGUUCUGCCAGACCUCCUCCAAAGAGCCGUCGGUGGAGGAGCCUGAGCUGGAGACCCCCGAGCUGGAGGACCCCGUGAGUGCCCUGUCCCUCGAGCAGGAGGAGCAGGAGGAUCAGUGGGGUCAGGAGGAGGAGGAAGAGGUGGGUGAUGGGAGUGGUAAGGGUGAUGGUGCGGGGGAAACCUCUCAGGACACAGUGUCCCAAGUGAGCCCUGCGGAUACACACUCCCCCCCGGGGUCCCCCACCAAUCAGAGGACCGCGUCCGGCCUGAACGGGUCGACGGAGGGGGCUGAGGGGGAAGAGGUCAUCUGGGUCCGCAGGGACGAUUUUAACACCCAGAGCGACGAGGUCUGAGAGCGGACACAUCCCCACAGCGACCAGGUCUGAGAACGGACACAUCCCCAUGGCGACGAGGUCUGAGAAUGGACACAUCCCCAUGGCGACGAGGUCUGAGAAUGGACACAUCCCCACAGCGACCAGGUCUGAGAACGGACACAUCCCCAUGGCGACCAGGUCUGAGAAUGGACACAUCCCCACAGCGACCAGGUCUGAGAACAGACACAUCCCCACAGCGACCAGGUCUGAGAACGGACACAUCCACACAGCGACCAGGUCUGAGAACGGACACAUCCCCAUGGCGACGAGGUCUGAAAAUGGACACAUCCCCAGAAGAAGAGGCUGAGAAACCUGGUUUCCUCCCUCGCAAAGCUUGAAACAGCCUACCUACAGCCAGUUAACCCAGUACACCACUGUACACCACUACUUUAAACAUGGAGCAUUAAAGUCUGUCUACACAACAAUAAAGAACAGCCUAUUAAAACAAAGUGUUUUAUAACUGACACUAACUCAGUCCAAAAUAAGCAGUUCCAGAAAUAAAGAACUACUAAAGUCUCAUUCCAGGCACACGUUACAAAGUUUGUCAAUAGGAAUAAAUGAGUCCAUUUUAAGCUUUGCGAGAAGGACUUGACUGUACAAUCAUGAUAUGCAGAAGAGUUUUGGGACCAGCUUGUUUUCCACAUGGACUUGGGCAGCUAAUCUGGACUGUCAAAAAAAUGUUGUUGCCAAAUUUAUAUUUUAGGAACACAGAAAUAUUGAAAGCUGUUUUUUUCUGAGAGAGGUGCAGUAGUUGUAUGACGCCUAAGGGCUGUGUGUUAUUUAUUUUGGCCUGUAGGGCUCUCGGUAAAAGAAACCAUGUUAAUAAAAAAAUAAAAAAACGAAGUCCUGGGAGAUUUCCUGUACUCAUGCAUCGUGUUAUGAUUGUGUGCAGGUGUUUCCGAUGUAAACACUUUCCAGUGAAACACAGCGGUCUGACCGCGUUCAUGUCGCUUUGGCUUUCUACGGUCAGCGUAUAGUAUAUAUUGAAUGACUCCUUAAUAGUUUUUCACAUUUUAAAAUAUUUUAUUUGUACCUUGUUUACAUUGUGUCAAACUCCUCUGCAGUAUUAACCUUUUUUUUAACCCCAGAAGACAAGGGAUUUAUUUUGUUUUUUGUUUUUUUACUAAUUUUAACAAUCCUGUUUUACUUGAAUUUAUUUUGUAUGAUAUUUCCAUUUAGUGUCUUUCAUUCUGUCAGCCCAUUGUGGUUUGUACUGAUCUCAGCUUCAUCUGCUCCACAUAUAAGCUGUUUUAAAAUAUUUUUUUUACACUGAUGUUAGUCAUUAAAGGCACAUAUUUGGAUGUGUUGAAAUAGCAGAAAACAGUUGUGUAAUAAAUAUAUACUGUCCUUGAAAAGCUUUUUGUUUAAAAAAAAUUAUAUAAUUAUAUAUCAUAUACUACUGUAAUACUGUACAUAUCCAAUGCCUAUAUGUUGGAACAGACCUUUGUUUUUACUUUUAUUACCUUAUAAGUGAAAUCUUACCACUAUACACAAAAUAUAUAUGGAAUAUUUUAAAUAGAAAGUAAUGAGAAUGCAGAUGAUGAACUGUGAUCCUGUGGGUGAAAGGUGAUUGGAGUGAACACUGUGGAGCUGGUUUAUAAACCAACACAGUGCACUUUAAUGGCUGGUGUUUUUUUAAAUAUGUGUACAUACAGCUGUAUUGAUAUUUCAAAUAAAUUGUUUCUUACAAAA
Messenger RNA from Conger conger (European conger), 6825 nucleotides. Its product is annotated as rho guanine nucleotide exchange factor TIAM1-like. Bases 304 to 5112 code for a protein of 1602 amino acids. Gene Ontology annotation, biological process: small GTPase-mediated signal transduction; activation of GTPase activity; positive regulation of axonogenesis. Gene Ontology annotation, cellular component: synapse; plasma membrane; cytosol. The record is from RefSeq and is a predicted model, not a curated record. Lineage: Eukaryota; Metazoa; Chordata; Actinopteri; Anguilliformes; Congridae. The transcript has 28 exons. Gene Ontology annotation, molecular function: guanyl-nucleotide exchange factor activity; protein binding.